CGUUUCCAGGAAGAGUCGUUUCAUUUUUCUGUAAUGGCGGACCACGGAGACGGUGAAAGUAUUGUGUUUAACGACAACAGGAUGGCGCAGCAGCAGACGCUGCGUUUCCGCGGCCCUGCUCCUCCUCCGACCCCAGUGAUGCGUGGUCCACCCCCACUGCUCAGACCCCCACCUCCCCCCUUCGGUAUGAUGAGAGGGCCUCCACCACGAGGGCCACUGUUUGGGCGUCCGCCGUUUGACCCCAGCAUGCCACCCAUACCCCCACCAGGAGGCAUGCCCCCACCACUCGGACCCCCUCACCUACAGAGACCUCCUUUUAUGCCCCCGCCGAUGGGCAGCAUGCCCCCGCCCCCAGGGAUGCUAUUUCCCCCUGGGAUGCCCCCAGUCCCUGCUGCUGGAGCUCAUACUCUGCCCCCUACUGAUGAGAUCUGGGUGGAGAACAAGACACCUGAGGGAAAGGCGUACUACUACAACGCCAGGACUCGAGAGUCAGCCUGGAGCAAACCUGAAGGGGUAAAGGUGAUCCAGCAGUCAGAACUCAACCCUAUGAUGGUGACCCCGGCUGGAACAGGAGCCUCCUCCAAUAGCAGCACUGCAGCCAGCACUACAGCUGCCACACCCUCUCCAGUGUCCACACAGGCACCUUCCCAGUCUCAUACCAUGAGUACCAGCCCAGACACCAACACCACCUCUUCUUUGUCCCAGACCAUCACUACUUCUGCUGCUACAGAUCUGCAGCCUGUGGCCUCCGUCCCCUCGAGUGUGGGAGUGACCCCGAUGGCAGUGGUCAGUGUAACCACAGUGCCAUCCUCAGUGACACCAGUCCAGACUAUGUCCCUGUUGCCCCAAAGUCUCCCGACUGGCCUGCCCCACCACACCAUGUCCCAGCCUCACACCACAGCCACUAUCCCAGGCUUCCCCCCAGGGGUCAUGCACCCCUUCAGGGUGCCUCUACCAGGCAUGCAUAUCCCACUGCCCGGUGUAGCAAUGAUGCAGAUAGUAGGCGGUCCCUAUAUAAAGACAGUCUCCCCCAACCAUAACGGUAUGCUGCCUGGCAUGGGCCCUCCUCUUGUUCCCAUGAUGCACCACCCUCAGUUGGCCCUGGCGGCGCCUGCCUUGUCAGGCCUCCAGUUCCCAGAGUGGUCCGAGUACAAAACGGCCGACGGGAAAACCUACUACUACAACAACCGCACACUGGAGUCCACCUGGGACAAACCCCAGGAACUGCGGGAGAAAGAGAAAGAGGCAGAGAAGGCCAAAGAGAGACAGCAGGCCCUGGAGGAGGAGGCUAUGGAGAUGGAGGAUGAACAGCCUAAAAUAGAGCUCCCCAAGGAGGUGAAGGAGGUGAAGGAGGAGGAGAUGACUGAAGAGGAGAAAGCAGCACAGAAGGCCAAGCCUGUGGCCACUAACCCAAUACCUGGCACUCCCUGGUGUAUUGUGUGGACCGGUGACGAGCGGGUGUUCUACUACAACCCCACCACGCGUCUCUCCAUGUGGGACCGGCCAGAGGAGCUGGUGGGACGGGCCGACGUUGACAAGAACAUCCAGGAACCACCUCAUAAGAGAGGCUUGGAGGACGCCACCAGGAAGCUGGGAAUCAGCAAAGAGGAGCUGGAGCAGGCAGCAGAGGAAGCUCUGGAAGAUGAGCCUGUGAAGGCCAAGAAGAGGAAGAAGGAGGAAGUGAUGAAAGAGGCGGACUCUGAGAAAGAGGCAGCCAUGGAGGCAGAGCUGAAGGCGGCCCGAGAGCGGGCCAUCGUGCCCCUGGAGAAGCGCAUGACACAGUUCAGGGACAUGCUGCUGAAGAGAGGGGUCUCAGCGUUCUCUACGUGGGAGAAAGAGCUGCACAAGAUAGUUUUUGAUCCGCGAUACCUGCUGCUUAACCCUAAAGAGAGAAAGCAGGUGUUUGACCAGUAUGUGAAGACCCGAGCUGAGGAGGAGAGGAAAGAGAAGAAGAAUAAACUGAUGCAGUCUAAGGAUGAGUUCAGGAAGAUGAUGGAGGAGGCCAAGCUCACAGCCAGGACAACGUUCAGUGAGUUUGCAUCCAAGCACGCCAAGGACCCACGGUUCAAGGCCAUAGAGAAGAUGAAGGACCGGGAGGCCAUCUUUAUCGAGUUCAUGACCGCUCUCAAGAAGAAAGAGAAGGAGGACUCCAAGAACAGAGGAGAGAAGGUGAAGCAGGACUUCUUUGAGUUGCUUGGCGACCACCAGCUGGACGGAGGGCAGCGCUGGAGCAAGGUGAAGGACAGGCUGGAGGGAGACCCUCGCUACAAGGCGGUGGAGAGCUCCAACACCAGAGAGGAACUCUACAAGCAGUAUGUGGACAAGCAGGCCAAGAACAUGGACUCUGAUAAGGAGAAGGAGAUGGAGCGAGCAGCCAGGAUAGAGGCCAGUCUGAGGGAGAGGGAGCGCGAGGUGCAGAAGGCCCGCUCUGAGCAGACCAAGGAGAUCGACAGAGAGCGGGAGCAGCACAAGAGGGAGGAAGCCAUCCAGCACUUCAGAGCCCUCAUGUCAGACAUGGUGAGGUCGUCUGACGCGUCGUGGUCAGACACCCGCCGUAACCUGCGUAAGGACCACCGCUGGGAGUCCGCCUCUCUGUUGGAGAGAGACGAGAAGGAGAAACUGUUCAACGAACACGUUGAGGCGCUCUCCAAGAAGAAGAAGGAGAACUUCAGACAGCUACUGGACGAGACCGUCAUGAUCACACUGACCACCACGUGGAAGGAGGUGAAGAAGAUCAUUAAAGAGGAUCCUCGCUGUAUCAAGUUCUCCAGUAGUGACAGAAAAAAACAGAGGGAGUUUGAAGACUACAUCAAAGACAAGUACAUCACAGCCAAAGCUGACUUCAGAACGCUUCUGAAAGAGACCAAGUUCAUCACGUACAGGUCGCGGAAGUUGCUCCAGGAGUCUGACCAGCACCUGAAGGAUGUGGAGAAGGUUCUGCAGAAUGACAAGCGUUACCUGGUGCUGGACUGUGUCCCGGAUGAGAGGAGAAAACUCCUCAUGUUCUACAUUGAGGAUCUGGACCGCCGGGGUCCCCCUCCUCCCCCCACUGCCUCGGAGCCAACACGCCGCUCCACCAAGUGACCACAGACUGCUAGAAACCCUGAGCAUGAACCAGCCCUGCACCUAUUCUAGUGCAGUAUUAAACUGUAAUGUCCUAAUGCCUUGUGGUAAACCUGGAACAUCCAUCCCUGUAUUUAUUCAAGUAUCAGUAGUGCAGAGCUCUGGCUCUCCUCUCCUGCCUACAGGGCCUGAUGAUGUGCCACUGCUCUGACCCCUGACAUCUGACCUUUGGCUCAGCUGAGGUCAAAGGGAUCGGCGUAGUAGUACAUCUGCAGCCACCUAUGACGUUAGACAACUGUAAAUGAUGAACUCUGCUGUUUCUGUGACUCAAGGCAUUGCAGGCCUUAGUAACUGUUUUUAGGGUGUCGUUGACGUCGACCGACUCACAGUACAGUUGAAUGUUAACGUUUCUUCUCAGUGGUUUCAUUUUGAUGCGUUGCUUUUUCUGUACAUGUUUACUGGAAUAAAGACAACUUUUCUUUUUUUAACAAUGCAGUCCUGUGAUAUGUUAAUAGUUAAAUGUUUAAACUCAGGAUCACUGAGCCCAUAAUAAAGACAUGAAUAUUUAAUGUA
This is a messenger RNA of Oncorhynchus nerka (sockeye salmon), 3636 nucleotides long. It is a transcript of the gene tcerg1b, whose product is annotated as transcription elongation regulator 1b (CA150). Gene Ontology annotation, cellular component: nucleus. The record is from RefSeq and is a predicted model, not a curated record. NCBI's taxonomy places the organism in Eukaryota, Metazoa, Chordata, Actinopteri, Salmoniformes, Salmonidae. The transcript has 21 exons. Bases 34 to 3084 code for a protein of 1016 amino acids. Gene Ontology annotation, molecular function: RNA polymerase binding; transcription coregulator activity.